This is a messenger RNA of Nezara viridula (southern green stink bug), 372 nucleotides long. Lineage: Eukaryota; Metazoa; Arthropoda; Insecta; Hemiptera; Pentatomidae. The record is from the annotation of a GenBank genome assembly.
AUGUACAGUCAGGCCGCGGGACCAAGCGGACUGGGAUUUUGGGACCACCGAAGGCUCUCCUCUUCGGGACCAACUGUGGGGGGGAGGGGAGCGGAGGGUGGGGGGCACCCGCGGCACCACCGCCAGUUCGCCCUGGCACCUCGCCGCGGUCACAGAUGGGGUUUUCCGCCGAGUGUUCUUAGUUCACUGUCGUCUGUCUGUUGUACGUCUGUCUGCCGGUUAGCAAGGAAUAUGAUCAUAUCCAAGGACCUCUUCCUCCUCGGGGAUCAGGACUACCUCCGCCUUCCCAAGGACGAGAAGAGGGCGAUGGCUAGGCCGACAACCACCAAGAACCUCAGGUCAGUGCCUCAUCUUUGUCUGCAUCCUCACUAG